Pseudozyma flocculosa PF-1 is the source of this 2304-nucleotide messenger RNA. RefSeq lists its product as uncharacterized. The record is from RefSeq and is a predicted model, not a curated record. The transcript has a single exon. NCBI's taxonomy places the organism in Eukaryota, Fungi, Basidiomycota, Ustilaginomycetes, Ustilaginales, Ustilaginaceae. The coding region runs from base 1 to 2304 and encodes 767 amino acids. Gene Ontology annotation, biological process: regulation of transcription by RNA polymerase II. Gene Ontology annotation, cellular component: nucleus.
AUGUCUUCGGCCGCCUCGCCUGCGUCGGCGGCUUCCAGCGACCGACCCUUUCGAUGCACCCAUCCCGGCUGCCACGCCGCCUUCCCCAAGGCGGCCAAGCUCGAUCGCCAUCUGCGCUCCCACAGCGAUGAACGCCCGUUUGUAUGCCAGCACCCGGGCUGCGAUGCCAGCUACAAGCGCAGCGAGCACCUCAAGGUCCACCAGCGCCGCCACCAGGACGACAGCCAGCGCAACUUCCGUUGCACCGAACCCGGCUGCGACAUGGCCUUUUGGACCUCGAGCCAUCUCAAGAACCACGUCCAGGCCGUCCACCGCGACGAGACGGUCAGGAUCGGCACCAGGACCUUCCGUCUGCCUGCAGCCGAAGCUGCCUCACCGCAGUCGGCCGCCUCGCCCGACACGGCAUCCCUCGACGGGCUCACGGAGUACCGCUGCACCGAGCCCGGCUGCACAGAGACGUUCCACAAGCGCAAGGUUCUUCGUGCGCAUAUCCGUCAGGCUCACAGCGACAUGGCCCUGGCCGAUGCCUUGACCUCCGGGGGCGGCCAAGGGCCCGCGGACGAGGACCUGGCGCAGAUGACCCUCCUACCCUUCCCUUGCUCUCAUCCGGGCUGCUCGAUGCGUUUCGCGACCAAUGCCAAGCGGCGCUCGCACUUCAAGACGCAUGAGCAGGGGCGCUACACGUGCUACAUGGCACACGCCAAGCCCCAGGACGAGAGCAGUCAGGGGUCCCAUGGUCCGAGCGCCCAAAGAUCGGCGAGCAGCGAUGGCAGCCACGGCAAUGUCUACGUGUUCCCCAACUGGUCAGCGCUGCAGGAACACAUGAGGCAGUUCCAUCCCCCGACAUGCCCAUGGCCCGGCUGCGGCAAGUCGUUCGUCCGCCAGGACAACCUCCGUGCGCACUACUCGAGGCACGAAAAGAGGAUGGCCAACCUCGAAGCCGAGGUCCAGCUGCAGAACUCUCCGCUGGGUGGCUCCUCCACCGCACUCCUCAGCGACGAUGACGAUGGUCUCGACGACGACGAAGACAACAGCAGCUCCGAGAGCGAUGGGGACGAGUGGCGACCUCUGGAUGGCGAAGGGCGUUCCUCGAGCCGGUCGCUGCUGCCGGCAUCGACUGAGACCCACGAUCUGGAAGCCCUUGCCUCGGAUCUUAGCAGGAAACGGCCUCGAAGGUCGUCGUCGCGCCUAUCGACGCCGGAGUCGUGCCGCUCUGCUAGAUCCGCCUCGAUCGGAUCGCGGCAGGACGCCAGAGGUGGUGCCAUCUCGCCUGCGGCCGAUGGACGCGCGACGUUCGCCUGCAGCUGGAACGGCUGUGGCCGGACCUACACCCGCAAAUCUGGACUCUCGAUCCACAUCCGCACACAGCAUCUCGGGGAGCGCCCGUUCGAAUGCCCCGGAUGCCGCAAGAAGUUUGCGCACAAGCAUCUCGUCGCGAGGCACCGUCGAGUCUGCUCCUCGAUGGGGCCCCUGGCCGCCCUCCGAGGUGCGCAGCUGGACAGACACCAGGGCGGUCUCGGCGGCGUGCCGCGGGAUCCGCCGCAGGACGAAGUCUCGCGCCCAGGCAGCGCAUCUGCCGAGGAGCAGUCGCGGCCUGCAGCCUCUGGAGAAGAGCCCUCCACCGAUGUCGAGGAUAGUGAGUACGGCGAAGAUGACGUCCAAACCGGCGCCGACGCUGGCAAUGCCGGCGCCGACGCUGGCAAUGCCAACGACGACGACGAAGUCGACGACGACUACUUCCGACGUGAGGGCGGAGCGGUGCCCGAAGCAGACGCAGAGAGGGACCAUUCGCGCGACUCGCACCAGCACCCGCAGCGCUCCGACAGCGCGCUCAAGUCCCGACUGCUGGACCUGCUGACGGGCAGCGGAUACCUGGAUCAGAGCCACGCAACUGCCUCGAGCGUCGACGCAUACGGCUCCAGCGGUUCGGUAGCCUCGGGGGAGAGGCAGGGCAAGCGCCGAAGGGCCACUCGCAACCGCAUCUUCCCGUGCCCAUGGCAGUCGAUCGUCGAGGCUCUUCAGGCCGACGACCGAGACGAAUCCACAGACGACGCCGAACGAGACCCUCAGUCGGACACGACAGUGACGGCGGCAGAGGCGGCGGCGACUGAGGCCGACCUGGACAUGCCAGCCUGCUCUCACCGUUUCGGACGAAUCUACGACCUUCGCAGGCACCUCAAGGCGAGCCACGGGCUGGAGCUGGAGGACCGCGAGAUCCGGGGAUGGCUGCACAAGCUGCAGAUCGAGCGCCGGCAGCAAGGGCCCGAGGCACAGGGCGGCUCGGGCCAGCUGUCACCUCCAUAG